AUGCGCGUCCCUGUCACGUCGUUACUCUUGCUCGCUCUCAUCUCAGACCCCAGUCUGGCUGUGCCGACUCUGAUUGAGCGAGCUGGGGCCGAUACCGUCGCUCCCUUUCAGGGCCCUUCGGCCCUUGAUGCGUCCAAGGUGCCAUCUUCGUCGAAUGUAGCACCCUUCCAGGCUAGCGGCUCAUCACCGGGUCCAUUCCAGGGUGGCCAAGAAGCGGCUGCCAAGGCACCAGAGCCGGCUGCCGCCGCUCCAUUCCAGGGUCCUCCUGCUGCUGCCGCCGCCGCUGCUGCUCCCGCCGCUGCGUCUCCUGCCCCGAAUACAGGCAACGGCGCGGGUAAGGGCCAGCGUGACGGAGCAGCAGCACCCGCCGCUGGUACCGGUGCCGGUGCUGCUGCCGCAACUGGCGGUGGUACCUCUGCAAAAGGUGGUACUACCCCGGCUGCUGGUGGCAGUACCUCAGGCAAAGGCGGGACCACCCCGGCGACUGGUGGCAAUGCCUCGGGUAAAGGUGGUGGCACCUCGACGACUGGUGGCAGUACCUCCGGCAAAGGCGGGACCACCCCGGCGACUGGUGGCAAUGCCUCAGGUAAAGGCGGGACCACCCCGGCGACUGGUGGCAAUGCCUCGCGCAAAGGUGGCGCUACUGGACAAAACCUUCCACCAGUCACGGGUACGUUCCGCGGUGACACAAAAAACCAGGGGAGGAAGAAUAAUAGAGCAAACCUGGGGGCUCUGGGGGCUCUCUUGGGGGCGGCUGGAGCCGGAGGCGGCGCAAGGCAGGGUGCUGGCGCUGGCGCCGGCGCCGGCGCUCUCACUGCACUGCUGGGUGCCGUUGGUGGUGGUGCCCGAGGCGGCGCAAGGCAGGGUGCCAACGGAAGGCAGGGUGCAGGUGCCAACGGAAGGCAGGGCGCAGGUGCCAAUGGAAGGCAGGGGGCCGGCGGUCUCGCUGCGUUGCUAGGUGCUGCUGGAGCUGCUUAG
This is a messenger RNA of Pyricularia grisea, 978 nucleotides long. RefSeq lists its product as uncharacterized. Bases 1 to 978 code for a protein of 325 amino acids. Lineage: Eukaryota; Fungi; Ascomycota; Sordariomycetes; Magnaporthales; Pyriculariaceae. The transcript has a single exon. The record is from RefSeq and is a predicted model, not a curated record.